Olea europaea var. sylvestris is the source of this 639-nucleotide messenger RNA. Its product is annotated as 17.3 kDa class I heat shock protein-like. The transcript has a single exon. Gene Ontology annotation, biological process: protein folding; response to heat; protein complex oligomerization. The record is from RefSeq and is a predicted model, not a curated record. NCBI's taxonomy places the organism in Eukaryota, Viridiplantae, Streptophyta, Magnoliopsida, Lamiales, Oleaceae. The coding region runs from base 63 to 542 and encodes 159 amino acids.
GAUUCAGCCAUCAUAAGAAAACUCAUAUCCUUAUAUUGCAAUUGAAGAAAUCCACUAGAUAAAUGUCUCUGAUUCCAAGCUUCUUUGGUAAUCGACGAAGCAACGUUUUCGAUCCAUUCUCUCUCGAUAUUUGGGAUCCCUUUGAGGGCUUCCCUUUCUCAAGCUCGGUAGCCAAUGUCCCAAACUCUGUCCGCGAAAUAUCUGCAUUUGCCAAUGCUCGCAUAGACUGGAAAGAGACUCCAGAGGCCCAUGUUUUCAAGGCUGAUCUUCCCGGACUCAAGAAGGAAGAGGUUAAGGUGGAGGUUGAAGAAGGAGGAGUGCUUCAGAUAAGCGGAGAGAGGAGCAAGGAGCAAGAGGAGAAGAAUGACAAGUGGCAUCACGUGGAGAGAAGCAGUGGCAAGUUCCUUUGCCGGUUUAGGUUGCCGAAAAAUGCCAAAACAGAUCAGGUAAAGGCUAGCAUGGAGAGUGGUGUGCUUACUGUGACUGUGCCUAAGGAGGAAGUGAAGAAGCCUGAGGUGAAAUCCAUUGAGAUUUCUGGUUGAUGUUUUGAUCUUGCUGAUAAAUUUAUGAUGUCUGUCUGUGGUGUGAUAAUGCUAAUUCAGUGUUUAUUGUCUCAUGUUUGGAAAUGAAGGGGUGUGU